AUGGGAAUCUUACAAAGUCGCCCGAUUAGCCAAGACGAAGAAGCCAACCAAGGAGGCAAUCGACUAAAUAAAUCGAACUCUGGAUCAGGAUGUUACUUUGGCAACCAUUUCGUACUAGGUGGAGAAAGAUUCGAAACUAAUCAGCCUGAAGGUUUCCUUUUUGGAAAUUCCAACGAUCUAAGAUUCUUGGGAAAUCAUCCUACUCCGUUUCCUUAUCGCGUUCCGAAAUCUAAUGAACCAAAUAAAGCCCUACGAAGUUUAAUACAUGUCAGGAAGGAUUCUUUAAAAUUAAGCAGAUGCACAGAGACAGAUAGGGAUCAAAAUAACAGAUACCACCUUGAAUUUACCUUCGAUGCUGAUAUCAAUUGCGCGAUUAGAAUUUUUUACAUCGCAAAAGAGGAAAUAUCUAAUGGAAAUCUGAUAUACACACCGAAAUCUCAAAAUUUGGCGUCUCCCAAGUUUUACUAUGAAAAGGGAUCGAAUCAACAUUUUAAUCAGUCUAGAAAACAUUCUAUCAAUCUUCAUGAUCUCGAAAAUGAUGAGCUUACUGUUUCAAUACCCAUGGGCGACAAAGGGAAUAUCGUCUAUCCUGUAGUUAUUCAAAUAGAUUCUGACGACAAUGAAGACCUUGUUAAUCAUUCUCAAGUGACGUUUGCAACUUUUGAGAAACUCCAAGGCGACAUAUAUACUGUGAAGCCCCUGAAACAGAAGCAGAUGGUUGAUGGAAUUUGGUUCUUAAUCCAAGAAAUUUACGGCAUAGAGAAUAAAAAUAUUCGUGAGGAUGAGGAAACCGGAGAUGCUACGGGUGAUCAAAUAGACGAUGCGUCCGAUGAUUGUGUCGUUUGCUUAAGCAAGAAAAGAAAUACAAUCAUUCUUCCUUGUAGACACCUGUGUUUAUGUAGUGAAUGUGCAUUUCGGGCAUUACUUGGCAUUCAGGCUUAUCGCCACAAAAGUGAAAUUAAGAAUAAGCAGAAAUCUCGUAAUAAUCGCAAUGGAUUCGAACCUACCCCAUUAGUUGAGAUUUUAAAUGGCUCAAAAGCAACGAAAUCAAAUGGUACCCGAGUAACCGUGAUUGACUCGAAUUGUUCUACAGAACCUCGAUUUUCAAGCUUGACGCUAAUCCAGUCCGUUGAGGAAUCUACAUCAGCAGACAAUAUUCAAACUGAAUGCCUAACAGAAAGUAAAAUAGAAUCAGCUGGAAAGAAAUACUCCACAACAGAUUCUGCUAUUUUAAGAAGUACCAGCAAGAUUAGUAUUACUGUUCCUCCUGAUAAAGAUACAAACUACAAUGAAACUAUCUUUCAUAACACGAGUGAAGUAUCAGAAAGAGAGGAACUUACUAAUAGAGGCAGCUCGAGUGAGACUGGAAAGAGUAAAAGUAAAUAUCGCUCUACGGAGCUGAAAGGCGAUAGCAGACACCGAGGGAAAGCUAGCGAGGCCAUCUCUAGACGUCACUCCACCGAUGCCAAUUUAGGAACUAUUGAUGCCGAUUCGUCUUGGCAAGCUGCUGCUGUGACGCAAGUUAUUGCCCCAUUAGACAUAACAAGCGAAAAUACUAACGAAGGCUAUUCAUAUAAGGAAAAUAUCGAUAACACUGAGGGUGCGCCAUCAGCAAUUGUAACUGUUCACGACUCUCCCAGAUCUUAUGAUGUGUAUGUCCCAACAGAUGAAACAGAUUAUAAUUGCAGUACGCGAUGCACUUCAGUAAAUUGUUCGACGAUCGAUGUUGCAUCGGAUGGCACUUCAGAUACUAAUAGCGUAGACAGCGUCUUAUCUGUUCAAAACAAUAACCUCCACUGCGGUAGGGCAGUCUCUGCCCCCGCUAGAUCAAAGCCAACGACCAUUCAGAUACAAUCAAGGAAUACUGGUGGUGGUUCUUCAGAGAAUCUGGCGAAUGUUGUAUGUAAUAUACAAAAUAGCAGUAAAGAACCUGCAAUCUUUGCAGUUGGAAGUAAUACUUUUGCUAUAGUUAAUAGGAUAUUACAAGAUAAUAUCAAAUUCUGUUAUGCUGUAAGAUGCUAG
Molecule: messenger RNA, 2022 nt
Organism: Trichoplax adhaerens
Lineage: Eukaryota; Metazoa; Placozoa; Uniplacotomia; Trichoplacea; Trichoplacidae
Exons: 18
Coding region: 1-2022 (673 amino acids)
Biological process (GO): protein ubiquitination
Cellular component (GO): cytoplasm
Molecular function (GO): ubiquitin protein ligase activity
Source: RefSeq, a predicted model, not a curated record